CAUGGUCACGGCAUAGAUUGUGGAGCUAUCGCUUCCCAUGAUGACUGAAGCCUGGGCUUCAGGCUUACAGGGCCAUGAGAAGAAUAGUGAGGACAGUAAAAUAUUGGGCUGAGUGUCUCCGGUUUUUGACACAUGCUCAGUAACCUGCAGAACGUGGGCUUUCCUUCCUUCAUGCUUACAAUGGGUCUCUUGAGUAAGAGUUAGUCAAGCUGUAGGCUCAUCAUUGAUAAGCCUACAAUGCUGCCUGUCACUUCUGUUGAUUAUUUAUGCUGCAAAACAAAUGCAAAUCCUAAAUCCAAGGGCACCGAAGCUCAAACUGCCCUUUACCAGGCUGCUGUUCGUGAGUGAUCACCUGGAAUAUUCCCCAGGGUCCUGAAAUUGGGUUGAAAAGGGACACCAAUGCUACAGCUAAAAGCCCACCCUUUCUGUGCAAAUGGAAGCCACACAAAGGUCUCAAAUUUGUUCUGUCCCCUGCUACAAGAAACAUAAAGAACAGUGUCUAGCAAAACCGGAUCAGGUUGUAAAGACGCCGAUUACAGACACAUCCUCACUUUUCAGAAGAGUUAAACCAGGGCAAGGAGAAGGAAGCCAUUGGUCUGUAGAUGAUAUCCUGACAGAAGAUGAUGAGGUGGACAGAGUCCCGCUGCAGAAACUCAAACUCUUAGGGGAGUCUAAAGAACUGAGAAACUUACUACUCAACCCCCAUCUGCAGCAACUGCUGCUAACUGUAGAUCAAGCCAAAGAAAAAGAUUCCCUCAUGAAAACAUAUAUGCAAGAGCCAUUAUUUGUGGAGUUUGCAGACUGCUGCUUGAGAGUUGUUGAACCUCCAGAGAAAGAGAAUUGUCUUCUGGACUGAGAGACGCUUUAGGAACAGAACUAAUCAUGAAUUUUUCUAAAACUGGAACAAACAUUUUAUUACCAUGUGCUUUGCUGAAACAGCCUCAGGUGUGUUUUCCUUCAGUAAAACAUAUUUAACUCCUGGA
Chrysemys picta bellii (western painted turtle) is the source of this 983-nucleotide messenger RNA. NCBI's taxonomy places the organism in Eukaryota, Metazoa, Chordata, Testudines, Emydidae. The record is from RefSeq and is a predicted model, not a curated record.